Messenger RNA from Ochotona princeps (American pika), 1730 nucleotides. It is a transcript of the gene HSDL2, whose product is annotated as hydroxysteroid dehydrogenase like 2. Bases 297 to 1556 code for a protein of 419 amino acids. Gene Ontology annotation, cellular component: mitochondrion. The record is from RefSeq and is a predicted model, not a curated record. The transcript is spliced from 11 exons. Lineage: Eukaryota; Metazoa; Chordata; Mammalia; Lagomorpha; Ochotonidae.
GAGGCCCUGCACGCGCCUGCGCAGAGGCCGGCUUCCAGGGUCCAGUCCUCCGGGGUGGCAGAAGCGCCGAGCGCCCCGCCGAGCGGAGCGCCCCGCCGGGGAGGCCUAUAGUGUGCGCAGGCGCACGCGGCCGUCUCCGGCUUCUUCCGGGCCCCAGAUUCCGCUCAAGCCUCGGGACGAGACCUCGGGUGGGCGGGGCCGGGCCGGGGCGGGGCUCCAUGCCCCGCAGGCUCCCCACCCUUCACUCUCAGCGCCCCGCAGCCGCCGGCCAUCACCUCCUCUGAAGUGCGCGAGUCAUGUUACCCAACACGGGGAAGCUGGCAGGAUGUACAGUUUUUAUCACAGGUGCAAGCCGUGGCAUUGGCAAAGCUAUUGCUUUGAAAGCAGCGAAGGACGGAGCAAACAUUGUUAUUGCUGCGAAGACCACACAGACACACCCCAAGCUUUCAGGAACAAUCUAUACAGCUGCUGAAGAAAUUGAAUCAGCUGGAGGAAGGGCCUUGCCCUGUGUUGUUGAUGUGAGAGAUGAACAUCAAAUCAACAGCGCUGUAGAGAAAGCAGUUGAGAAGUUUGGAGGAAUUGACAUUUUGGUCAAUAAUGCCAGUGCUAUUAGCUUAACCAACACUUUGGAAACACCCACGAAGAAAGUGGAUUUGAUGAUGAAUGUGAACACCAGAGGCACCUACCUUACAUCCAAAGCCUGUAUUCCAUACCUGAAGAAGAGUAAAGUUGCUCAUAUCCUCAACCUUAGUCCACCACUGAAUCUAAACCCCGCAUGGUUCAAGCAACACUGUGCUUAUACCAUUGCUAAGUAUGGUAUGUCCAUGUGUGUUCUUGGAAUGGCAGAAGAAUUUAAAGGUGAAAUUGCAGUCAAUGCAUUAUGGCCCAAGACAGCCAUACACACUGCUGCCAUGGAUAUGCUAGGAGGAUCUGGUAUUGAAAGCCAGUGUAGGAAAGUUGAUAUCAUUGCGGAUGCUGCAUAUUCCAUUUUCAAAAAGCCGAAAAGUUUUACUGGCAAUUUUAUCAUUGAUGAAAAUAUCUUGGUAGAAGAAGGAAUAAAGAAUUUUGACAUCUAUGCAGUUAAGCCAGGGCAGCCUUUGUUACCAGAUUUUUUCUUAGAUGAACACCCAGAUCCAGUCAUCAACAAAAUGGAAUCACAUGGGGCUGUUCCAGAAGUGAAGGAAGAGAAGACACGGGCCCAACCGAAACCACAACGUUCUGGAGCUGUGGAAGAGACUUUCAGAAUCGUUAAGGAUUCCCUGAGCGACGAUGUGGUUAAAGCCACUCAGGCCAUCUAUCAGUUUGAACUCUCAGGUGAAGAUGGUGGCACAUGGUUUCUUGACCUGAAAAACAAGAGCGGGAAUGUGGGAUGUGGAGAGCCUUCUGUUCGGGCAGAUGUGGUCAUGAGUAUGUCUACUGAUGAUUUUGUAAAAAUGUUUUCAGGGAAACUAAAACCAACAAUGGCAUUCAUGUCAGGAAAAUUGAAGAUUAAAGGAAACAUGGCUCUAGCAAUCAAAUUGGAGAAACUAAUGAACCAGAUGAAUUCCAGACUGUGAAAGAACAAAAACAAAAAGUAAAUUGCUAUGCUCAAAAAGUACAAGAGCUCAAGAGUAAACUCCAAUGUUUGUUUUCUUCCCUACUAUAUCAUAAGGCUAUGCAUGUGUGUUCUGGAAAAAAAUGGAAUUUCUGUUUCUAUAAGACUUGUAAUUAUAAUUAAACAGCUAGCUAAU